UCUGGUCGAAAUGAAGAUUUAGCCAAAGCGGAAAUUGCCAUUCAAUCAGUUAUACUGUUUCUUGCAAUAUUUGGAAAUAUUUGUGUACUGAUCGCAUUAGCCCGUGGACGGAAGGUGCGUUCCCGAAUGCAUAUGUUUAUCAUGCAUUUAAGUAUUGCAGACUUACUUGUCGCUUUUUUCAAUGUGUUACCCCAACUGAUCUGGGAUAUAACAUUCCGUUUUGAAGGUGGAGACUUUCUGUGUAGGUUUGUCAAGUACAUGCAAGUGUUUGUAAUGUAUCUGUCCACCUAUGUUUUGGUUAUGACUGCCAUAGAUCGUUACCGUGCCAUCUGUCAUCCGUUAUCCACUCAUACUUGGACCAACAAAACGGCGAACUUUAUGGUAAUUGGUGCUUACGUAAUAUCUGGAAUUCUCAGUUUUCCCCAGAUAUUACUUUUUAAAUAUCAGGCUACCCAACUGGGUAGUGAUGAGAUGGAUUGCUGGGUUCAUUUCGACCCACCCUGGGUUUUGGAAAUGUACGUUAUUGCCUUCACAGUCACCGUUUACUUCAUACCACUUCUGAUUCUAAUUUUCUGUUACGGGGCCAUUUGUUAUACUAUCUGGAGAAAACACAGGUUUACUCAAACAAAUGUUGCGAAAAAGGAAGAAAAUGGCGUCAAGUGCCAAUUAGUGUAUGAAGUAGAUUCGUACAGCACCUGCAAUACCGGAAGUGGUAACCAAAAGAAAGACAAAACAAAUCGGAGGAGAAAUCACACUAACAAAAGUAACCCAUAUCCACGAACUCAUUCCGCGAAAGGAUUUUCUAAGGCGAAAUUAAAGACAAUAAAAUUAACAUUUGUGGUCAUAUUAGCCUACAUUGUAUGCUGGUCGCCAUUUUUUGUGUCACAGUUUUGGUGGUUGUUUGAUGAAACUGCAGCUGAUAGUAAUGCAUUAGUUAUCAUGAUUAUAUUGGCCAGUCUGAACAGCUGCUGCAAUCCAUGGAUAUACCUAGCCUUUAGUGGUAACUUGCUCAAACAUCUACUACCAUGCUGUAAUCAUAGCUCCAAC
Lottia gigantea (owl limpet) is the source of this 1047-nucleotide messenger RNA. RefSeq lists its product as hypothetical. The record is from RefSeq and is a predicted model, not a curated record. Gene Ontology annotation, biological process: G protein-coupled receptor signaling pathway. The annotation marks the transcript as partial. Lineage: Eukaryota; Metazoa; Mollusca; Gastropoda; Lottiidae. The transcript has 2 exons. Gene Ontology annotation, molecular function: vasopressin receptor activity; peptide binding. Gene Ontology annotation, cellular component: membrane.